AUGAGCUCAAAAGUAAAGUCAAAGGGCAGAAAGCGCUCUCCAUCGCCCUCAGUCUCAUCCGAAGCUUCGUCCUCCUCCAGCUCGUCUUCAGAGGCUUCGUCCAGCCGAUUCCCGAUGCAGGUUACCAACAUGGAAGACACAUCAUCCACCGACUCCCGUAGCGACGAGGCCGGCGAAGAGGAAGAAGUCAGUGACGAGAUCGACAGCAUCUCCUCUUCUUCUCCUCCACAACCACAAAUCGACCUAACCAAAGCAAAGACAAAACUUCAUCACGUAGCCAAAACCCUCCGUGCCACCGCCAAAAAGACUAAAACCUUUGAAGUGCAGAAACAGGUCAAAAAACUCAAAGGCCUCCAAAAGAAACCUUCUCUCGCCGAACAAGCCACACUUGCCGAACAGGAGCUGGACGCCCUCAAAUGUAUCGAUAUCACCCUGUUAGCGGGUCGUGCGUUGGUGACUAAGAUGGUCAAAGCGAAAAUUUUGCCUCGCCCAGCAGAGCUCCAAGGGGGUGUGGAGGAGGGGGAAUUUGUGUAUUUGGAGAUGGUGAAAGAGGAGGAACUGCUGGGGGAGGCAGUACUGAGUGAUCCGGUGGUGACAGAUGGCGAUAGGGCGUUAGAGAGGGCGAAGGCGAAGAUUACGAGUAGUAAAGUGUUGGCGGAUGAAGUUGGGAGGUUUGUGGACAAGUUGAGAAGGUUGGUUGGGCUUGAGGCUAUAGGUGGAAGGAAGGAGGAGCUUGAGAUGAAGGAGGAGGAGAAGGAGGAGGAGGAGAGAAAAUGGUCUGGUUCGGAAGAGGAGGAGGAGAGAAAAUGGUCUGGUUCGGAAGAGGAGGAGGAUGAUUCUGAUGAUGAGACUCGCCGUCGCCUACCACUUGUCGAAGGCUAUGAUGAGGAAGAGAAGGAAGAUGUAGGUGAAGAAGAACUGAUGAGAAUUGGAAAGGAAAAGAUGAAAGCAUUGGGCGACCUUUCUCAGUGGGAUGAUAUGAUCGGAUCCGACUCUGCUGCCGAGUCCGGUUUCGAAUCUGACAAUGAGGAAGGGCCAACACAGCGUCGCACGAGCAAGUCCAAGCAUCAGUCUGAAGACUCUGAUGCAUCCGAAUCAGAAGACGACUCCAGCUCCGAUUCAGAGGACGACUCAGACUCAGAUUCGGACGCUUCAUCCGCAUCCUCCUCCUCUUCCAUCAGCGACCGACCGCGAAAACGCAAAUCCAAAACUUCAACCUCAGACCGUUCCUCCAAGAAAUCCAAGUCCUCCUCCGCAAAUUCCACCUUGCUCCCCUCCCUCUCCACCGGCUUCCUCGCCGGCCGCAGCGACGACGAAUGGUCCGACGCCGAAGCCGAUCUCGCCGAUCGCGAUCUAUCCGAACUCAAAUCCGGUAGCAAAAAAGAACGCAGAAAUCGCAUGGGUCAACGAGCACGCAAAGCUCUCUACGAAAAGAAAUACGGCAAGAACGCAAACCAUAUCAAGAUGCGCGAAAAGCAGAAAGCUGUCAAACGUGAACGCAGUUCAACUCGUGCAUCGGGGGUCAGGGGAGGAGGUGGGGAUGGGAAUGGAAGACAAAGACCACCUGCAUUCCAGGCGCCGGCGAAGAGAGACGGUGGAUGGGGUGGACCUGUUGCUCCGCUUCCUAAGCAGGCGAAACGACCUUUCGUGCCCAGAGCCGAACCAAUUUCCGCGCCACCGGCAUCAGCAGGGGCGACACAGAGUGGAGUGAAAGUGAACCGUGGCGCAAAGGCAGGAGGGGAGAACAAGACGCAGGAAAUGCAUCCUUCUUGGAUCGCAAAGCAGAAACAGAAGGAACUUAUGACCCAAGUCAAGCCACAGGGAAAGAAGGUCGUUUUCGACUAG
Molecule: messenger RNA, 1845 nt
Organism: Ustilago hordei
Lineage: Eukaryota; Fungi; Basidiomycota; Ustilaginomycetes; Ustilaginales; Ustilaginaceae
Exons: 1
Coding region: 1-1845 (614 amino acids)
Biological process (GO): maturation of SSU-rRNA
Cellular component (GO): 90S preribosome; nucleus
Source: RefSeq, a predicted model, not a curated record